Cajanus cajan (pigeon pea) is the source of this 3005-nucleotide messenger RNA. Its product is annotated as transmembrane protein (DUF616). Lineage: Eukaryota; Viridiplantae; Streptophyta; Magnoliopsida; Fabales; Fabaceae. The record is from RefSeq and is a predicted model, not a curated record.
CAGAAAAAGUUUAUAGCCCAAUCAUUAAAAGAUUAUACCCUUUAUUGGCAUCUAAUUUCAGGGAGAAAAAAAGAAAUUCCAAUUCAAACUCCGCCCAAGUCACCGGCGGCACCGUCGCCGGCCACGUUUCUCUCUCAUAUUUACUCAUCUAUGCUUGCUCAUACAUAUCCAUUUUUAUUUUAUUUUUUGGAUUAAUACAAAUUGAAAACUGGGGUACCCAUUUUUUUUUUUAUUUUCUCAAAAUCAAGUCCCAAGAAAAGAAAAAAUCAACCAUCGUCUUCCAUCGCGUGCUUGACACUCUUGUUCACCUCACACCCACCCGAAAUCUACAGGACCCCAUCACACCAAAGCAUCAAAGCUUGAAUCUUUGAGCGAAACAAGCACGUGGGUAAGUGUGUGUGUGUGUGUGAGUGUCAUUGUUAUGGUAUGGCUCAGCAGAGGCAAUCGGGAAUGGAGAGGUUUGGGGUGAGAGAUCUGCACCACGCCAACGGCGCUGGCGAUCACGUCGCCGUCGGGAUUCGCGGCGCCGCCGCCCACAAGCAGCCGCGGCUCCGGCGAUCGGCGCGAUCCGACAGGAGUACCUAUCUGUCGGUGGCGGCAAUCCUCGUUUUCCUCUUCCUCGUACUUGUCGUCACUGUGCUCGCGUUCUCUUACAUUUCCAGAGACGAAAUAAGUAGCAAUGGUGAUGAUAAUGAUGAUUUAAAGAGUGAUUCUGAUUUUCUUACAAAUGUACCUCGGAUACAGAGGAAGAAAGUCCUUGACUUUGGGCAUGCCUCUGGGGGGCAUGGCCGGGAUUCGAGAUAUUGGGAUAGGGAUGAUCGGAGGAGGGAUGGUGAUUAUGAUGAGGAUAUGAUGGAGCAGACAAGUAAGGAUCCUGGAGAUGAAACUGCUGAAGAUGAAGCUUCUGAAAAUUUGGAGCACAAAGUGAAGUCUUCUAAGGAUGGUUCUGACAUGGGUAUAAAGCGGAAGGGCGUUGGCUUGUAUAAUGAAGCUGGACGUCAUGAGUUGAAAAGGUAUGAAGCAGAAUACGAGGCUUCUUUGAAGAAUCUGGGACGCUCUGCUGAAGAUGAUGGGAAAACGUCGCAUGAUACUGAUCUGGAAAAGAAGAACGCCGCAGAUGACACUGAGGAUGAAUAUGAUGACUUUUUUGAUUUUCAUGACGCUCAAAUGGAAGAUUCCAGUGAUAGCAAAGAUAUGAGAGGGAAACAUUCUAAUUCUGAUGUGCUAGGCUUGAACAAUGAAGUUCAUAUAGAAUCUAAUGAUUCUUUUGGUGAGGGAAAUGAUGAUGUUACAUCUAAGGAUGCUACCUCUGAGGAUGUUGACGGGGCAUCUUCCUUGAAUAAAAAGAAUUCUCAUGAUGUAAAAACAAAUUCUAAACACACAAAUGGACAAUCAACUAAAAAAUUACAUCUCGAAACAAAGAAGAAAUCCAGACGACGCAAAUUUUCAGGAUCCUGUGAGAUGAAAUUGUUAAACUCAACCUCACAGCUUGUAGAACCUCUAGAAAGUCGAAAAUUUGCAAGAUUUAACUUACAGUACACGGAUAAAGAAGAAAAGCCACCGGGAGAAGAACAUUGGGUGCCCAGAUUUGCAGGCCAUCAGAGCUUAGAAGAGAGAGAAAAUUCAUUUUUGGCACGUGAUCAGAAAAUAAAGUGUGGUUUUGUUAAAGGUCCUGAAGGGUCUCAAAGUACUGGAUUUGACUUGACAGAAGAUGAUGCAAGUUACAUCAGCAGGUGCCACAUUGCUGUUAUUUCUUGCAUAUUUGGAAACUCUGAUCGCUUGAGGACCCCAGCCACCAAAACGGUCACUCGAUUGUCAAGGAAGAAUGUCUGCUUUGUGAUGUUUACUGAUGAAAUUACAAUACGGACACUUUCUUCAGAAGGUCAUGUGCCUGAUAGAAUGGGUUUCAUUGGCUUUUGGAAAUUAGUGGUAGUGAAGAAUCUACCCUUUGAUGAUAUGCGGCGAGUUGGCAAAAUACCGAAGUUAUUGCCACAUCGACUUUUUCCUUUUGCAAGGUAUUCAAUUUGGUUGGAUAGCAAAUUACGGCUGCAGCUUGAUCCUUUACUUAUCUUGGAGUACUUUUUGUGGCGAAAGGGUUAUGAAUUUGCAAUAUCCAAUCACUAUGAUCGGCAUUGCGUGUGGGAAGAAGUAGCACAAAACAAGAGAUUGAACAAGUAUAAUCAUACGGUUAUAGAUCAACAAUUUGCAUUUUACCGUGCUGAUGGACUGGAAAAAUUUGAUGCAUCGGAUCCAAACAAGCUUCUUCCAAGCAAUGUACCUGAAGGUUCUUUUAUUAUUAGAGCACACACCCCGAUGUCAAAUUUGUUUUCCUGUCUUUGGUUCAAUGAAGUUGACCGGUUUACACCUCGUGAUCAGCUGAGUUUCGCAUAUACUUAUCAGAAGCUGAGAAGGAUGAAUCCAGAGAAACCUUUCCAUCUGAACAUGUUCAAGGACUGUGAAAGGAGACACAUAGCGAAGUUGUUCCGUCAUAGGUUGGAUGAGAAGAGGAUUAGUCAUCAAAAAGCAACAGAAUAAUGCCACUUUUAUAUUAACAUUUUUUUAUUGCUAUUGAGCUUGAUCAUAUGAUGUCAAAAAGCAAUAGAAUAAUGCCAGUCUCCUCCAUAUAUCUGUUGAAGUUGUGAUCUCUGCUGCAGAGUUUGUCACAUGAUGAUUCAACACAGGUGUUUCCCAUGGAAGUGUUACUCAAAGUAUGAUCUGCUGUGUCAUCCAUGGAAACAUAAUUUUGUGGUUAUGUUUUAUCAUAUAUCUCUUCCUCUUGUAUCCUUCCAUUUGUGACACAAUUCAUUUAUGCCUUGGGAGACAAGCAAAGCAUCGAAUGACUCCCCUCACCAUCACUACCACUGCUCAUAUUUCUUUUCUUAAUUGGGAUUGUUUGUAUGUAGAAAUUUUUGAUAGGCCAUUCAUAUUCACGUUAGAAAUGAUUCUUAUUGAUUUUAUUACUUAAAUAUUUUACUAUAUUAGCAUGGAUAAGUUGUUAAAUUAAA